Molecule: messenger RNA, 2864 nt
Organism: Linum trigynum
Lineage: Eukaryota; Viridiplantae; Streptophyta; Magnoliopsida; Malpighiales; Linaceae
Source: the annotation of a GenBank genome assembly
UGUACAACCAAAUUUUUAUCUCAAGAGACAUAUAUUUCAACCAAAAUUUCAAUUUCUAAUCCUCCUUCUGCAACUCCAUUAUUUAUAAAACUCUUUUACUUGCCCAACUUAAAACCCAACAAUAAAACCGACGUGCCAAAAGAUAUCAGAUGAUUGAUUUUCAAAGGAGGCCUUGUACUGGGAAGUGAAAGGGGUGCAAACUAUUGUACGAUGGAGGGAAUUUUUGAGGAAGUUAGAAAGAGAUAAGAACAAAGAUAAAAACCACAAAAUUUAAAUUGAAAAUUGCAAGGACACAACACGUAGUGACAAAAUUAGUUUUUUCCAUGUUAGCCAAUUACCAAUUUACCUUUAGCAAAAAUUAAAGAGAGAAAUAAUUUUAAAAUUGAGAAAGUACAUGAAACUCUACAAUGAAAAUUGAAGUAUCAAGCACCAUAAAAAUACAUACGGUAUACUUAGUGGGCUUGCUAAUCAUGAUGGAAAGUCCUGCGAUUUUCAGAGAGUUGAACUUCGUGUAUAUUUUGUAUUCAAAAAGACACAACAAAUUUGUUCAGUGUAAAUGGUUGUGAUUGUUGUCUUUGUCUGAAGAGACCCGAGUUCAAAUCCUAAUGUUGAUAUUUUUUAUGUGAGAUAAAUAAUUAAUUAUAAAGACAAAAAUAUUCUUCCUACUUUCACUCUCAUUGCACGAAAUUUGAAAUGGAGAAAAAUACACAAAAGUGUACUAUAUAUUAUUGGAAGAUUAUUAUACAUUUGAAAGCAAAACAAAAAACAAUUCAUGAGGUCUUGGUUCCUCCGACCCAUUCGCAACGAGGCAAAGAGUCAAAAGAUGACGGCUACAACGUUGAACGUCCGACCCAUUCGCAAUAUUUUUUCCGGAUCGUGACCCGGAUACCGAAAGCCCGAUAUUCAUGUCAACAAGCCCGCAAUAAUGCAUCCCACUUCGGUGAGGCCCAAGUCACUUCACGGUCCAGUAUUGGUGCCGUAAUCUGUUUGGCCCAAUGUACACUGAAAUCCGGCUACACGGUUCUAUUCUAAUAUGUAGCUUUUUAUUAUUUGGGGUUAACAGUUGAAGUCUUGAAGACGUUCCAGGGUAAAUCCACAAUCAUGACUUGCAACGUGCGAUCGAUUGUUAUUAUCAAGUGAAUUAAAACGUCCUGAAUCCUAAACUCAAUAGAGGUCAUUCGAGAUUGGUUGGAUUUGAUUUUAUUUGUGAUUUGCCAGUUCAACCAAAAUUGAACUAUAAAAUUACAGUUACAAAUAGAUGAAUGUAGAUUGAACCAGUUUUCAAUUUGUCUUAUUCACCCUUACAAGUGGGCAUCAUUCAUUCGACUUUCACAAGUUGGGUUUCACACUUAUUGAGCAAGUAGCCAAACCAAACUACAAAAAACAGUUAACAAAAAACAAGACCAAACCAAAAUAGUCUUCCUUUCACACUUUAGCAAGUCAUUUCAUUCCUCCAUUUCCAUUUCCAUUUCCACUUCCUUCCUUACUCCUUUCACUUUCCAAAACACUCUCCAAUUAUACCCACUACCACUUUUCCCCCAUUCCCUUUCCUCACUCCUUCCCCCUUCUCCACAAGAACACAGAAGAAUCCACACACAGAGCUAGAGCUUAAGAUUUGAAAACAGAGGAAUCAAUUAAGAUGGGCAAACACAACCACCAGAGGCCGUCACAAUCUGGCCGGACGAAUCUGGCAUCCUGCAUCGUCGCCACAAUCUUCCUCCUCUUCCUCCUCAUCAUCCUCCUCAUCGUCUUCUUCACCGUCUUCAAGCCCAAGGACCCCAAGAUCUCCGUCAACGCCGUCCAGCUCCCGUCCUUCUCCAUCUCCAACAACACCGUCAAUUUCACCAUCACCCAGUACGUCUCCCUCACCAACCCAAAUCGGGCCUCCUUCUCCCACUACGACAGCACCCUCCAGCUCGUCUACGCUGGGUCGCAGGUCGGGUUCAUGUUCAUACCCGCGGGUAAAAUCGAGUCGGGCCGGACCCAGAACAUGGUCGCAUCCUUCUCCGUCCAGUCCUUCCCGCUCUCGUCGAACCCGGAAGCCGCCGUCAAUUUGGGAGGGGCUGCGGUUUUCCCCGGAGUCGGCGUCGGUGGGGGUUUCCCUGCUGUUGGGGUCGGGCCGGGCGGCGGAGCCGGGUACAGGGUCGGGCCGACGAUGGAGAUCGAGUCGAGGAUUCGGAUGGCGGGUCGGGUCAGGGUGCUCCACUUCUUCACCCACCACGUGGAGGGUAAAGCGGCGUGCCGGGUCGCCAUUUCUGUCACGGAUGGAUCUGUGCUGGGCUUCCAUUGCUAGCUAGCUGCAGCUUUUAUUUCUUCUCCACCUCUUUUCUUAGCUAGGCAGUAGUAGUGUUUUCCCACCUCUUUUCUUGAUCUGUGUACCAAUUUUUUUUUUGGUGAAAUUGUAAAAAGAAGACAAGAGAUUUUUACCAUGCCAAAGUUUUUGGUUUUUGGUCCGUGUGUGUUUGUGUUAAAUUUUUUUUUUUUUAAUCUUUUGGUCCAACUUUGGGUUAUUUUGGCAAUGUGGUCACAUUCCAAUUGGUGAGGUAAAAAUGAGAUGCUCAGGUAAAAACUUAAGAGGUGAUCUACCAACGGAAGUAACAGAGCUCUGAUUCUUUUUUUUUUUUUACCAAGUUUUAUGGCUUUUGGAGCUCUCCCUGGCUUCUACUAGUUCCUUUGAUUUGGGCUUUAUUUCUGGCUCUUUUUGGUCGACCAAAAAGAGAGAGAGUGGUGUGGUAAAGGAAAAGGAGAUAUAUUGAUUGUGGUCUAAGUAAAGGGUUCGAUGCCAUUAUUGCAACAAUCAAUAAAGUUGCUUUCUUUCCACUUCAAAAAUAUCACAAUUCACACAAUAAUAACAGAGCUCAUAC